This is a messenger RNA of Colletotrichum graminicola M1.001, 3204 nucleotides long. Its product is annotated as pentatricopeptide repeat domain-containing protein. Gene Ontology annotation, molecular function: protein binding. The transcript has a single exon. Lineage: Eukaryota; Fungi; Ascomycota; Sordariomycetes; Glomerellales; Glomerellaceae. Bases 1 to 3204 code for a protein of 1067 amino acids. The record is from RefSeq and is a predicted model, not a curated record.
AUGCUUGAGAGAACGGCGGCAACACUGGAAUCAUGCACCAGUCUUCAUGCUCUUCCAUCCGCCUCACGAUCACUGAGAAGUCGGCGCAAACUUCACACUGGCUUCUGGCAGCAUGGCGCCGCUGCUAUCGACAUCUCCAGCUCUACGGUGGCUACGCAGCCCGACAGUGUCAGCUUUCCCGCCCCCAAAUCGCCAAUACCGUCACCCGAAACCCUCGCGGCAUCCACCUUUUUACUCGACUUCCUCUAUCCCAGUGGGACGGUCACGUUCUUGCGUAAGCUUGCCCCAGGCCUGUACGACCACCAUCAAGCUUCUAUUCACCGACUUCCUCGUCGGUCCAGACCUUUCACCUCGUCCACUGUUGCGAGCCCGUUGCAGAAUCACGAUUCCCAAUCGAUACGACACGGCCAGGCCACCAGUACAUCUGUGAUAGAAGAGCACCAAGAACUUGGCCAUGAAAAUCCCGAACAAGCGGAAGAAGAAGAUGCGAUUAGGGGUAUACAUGACACCCACAGCGGCCCCUCGUAUGAUGGGGCAGGAUCGCGACCAGACUUGAUGAGGGAGUUGAUGGCUGAGAGGAACACGGAAUAUUUCGGUUCAAUAUGGCAGCUCUACUCGCAACUAGAACCGAGCUUGCAGCCGGAGCUCCGCCCCGAAGUCAUCGUGUACCUUCAUCGAUCCGGAAGCCUUAUCGACGCUCGCAGGGUGUCGCUCUUGUUCUCGGAGAUAGAUGCCACCGAAUGGACGACGAGUAUUCUAACGUCUGCUGUAGCGGCGCACCUCCGCCUUGGGCGUCGGAUUGAAGCACUUUCGUUAUACCAUAAGGGGCUGAGCGCAAAGGGCAUGGCCGGCGGGCUGAACCAGCUGCUGCAAUACGCGUUUAGGGAUGCUGACUGGGAUAUGGUCAAAGACGUUUGGGUGUCUUACCACGCAAGCAAUGCGUAUUGCGACAGCUAUGUUAAGCGCCUGCGCUUGUCCUCCGUCCCUGGUAUCGGAAAGCUUCUCAUUGACUUUGCACGGUUUAUAAGGGCGUCCAAAAUGCAGGAAGAGGUGGCGCAAAUGCUCAAUGCACUUCUCAGGCAAACAGCCGAAGUUGCGCUUCAGCGGCCCUGCGAACCAGAGGAGGCCCUGCCACUUCUUCAGAUCGUUGACUCGGCCGACAUGUAUGUCACCUAUUUCCGCAAAGCCUGGCAACGGGGUCAGCGAGAUCAUUUGCCGGAUAUAUACCGCGUCUACCGAAAAUUGGCAAACAAGGCAAUUCCUUAUGGAAUCCUGCAUUGCAUGUUGGAUAUAUUUAUCCCUGACGACGUGCUAGGCCUCGAGCAAGUUUAUGAGGAUUUUCACCGAGCUGGCUCCAGCGGGAUGGAUCGACAUGCCUUCAAGAGGUAUCUCGGGUUUUACGCGUCACGCGGCGACACCAAGUCUAUCGAGCGCUUAGUAGACACCUAUCGUCGGAGGCACGGGUCCAAAGUAGCUGAAAUCUUCGGCCAAAUGAUGAAUGCGUACGCAACCCUGGGGGAUUACGACAGCGCUCGGCGCGUUUUUGACGAGCUGAGAUACAAACACCGAAAACCGGUGACCGUGUAUCACUGGAAUCUGCUCCUCAAGAGCUGUCUGCAGAGUGCAACAUAUGACCGCGCCAUAUCGGUCUUCGAGGAGUUCGGCCAUCAUAUUCGGCCCAAUUCAGUGACCUUUGCGACCAUCAUGUCGCUGGCGGCGUCCAAGGGCGACCUGGAAUUCACUCUUAACCUUCUCCAAAAAGCUCGGCACAAUAACGUCGAGAUCGACGUCGAGAUUCUCAAGGCCGUGGUCAAAGCCUACUGUUUAAACAAUCGGUUUCAAGACGCUUUGGUAACUUGUAUAAAUGCCAAGGAAAAAAACGUCUCUGGUGAUCAAGCCAAGCUCUGGAACGCCUUGUUGCGUCGAUAUUCGGAUCGGCGGGAGUUUGACGAGGUGUGUGGCAUCGUUGCUCUCAUGGAGCAACACAAUAUACAGAUGACGUCCGAAACCCACCAGCUGUUGUUGAAAGCCUUGGUGGAUUGCAAGCAGGUUCACCCCGCGUACAAAGUGCUGCGCUCACUUGUUCGGAAACAACCGUCCACUCUGACCCAGGAGCACUUUACCACUGUCCUUGAAGGUGGUCUGCGCUUGCGCCAGCUGAGAUGGGCGAACAAGCUUGACAAGAUGAUGCGAUUUCAUGCUGGACUUCCGCCUUCGAUUGGUUUCCGUCUUGCUCAGGCCCGCGCCUUGCUUAAAGAUGAAUUGUUAAGCAACCGCCAAAUGUCAAAGGAAGUCGAUGCGGUAAAGGACUUGAUGGAGUACAUCCGGGGAUUGGCCGAUGAUGUUAAGGCAAUGGAGAUGGACGCGGCCUCUGUUAACAACACCCAACAUGCAGCGAAAGGUGCGGACUCGCUGUUCCGCCUGCGUCAACUUCUUAUCAGGGCCACGGUCCUUUUCACUCGAUAUCGCCGUUUUGAUUUGGUCAGAGAGCUUCGAGAGAUGCAAGCGAGUCUGGGCCAAGAGGGCGUCAUGUUAGGACCCAAGAAUCUGUCAAUCGACAUGCUGCACUCACUUAUGCAGGAGAACGUCCAUGAGAAGAAGUACGACGCCGCCAAGGACAAUUGGGAGCUUAUCUGGCAAAAAACCUUAGAACUCGCCCAACCAGCAUUACCCCCGAGACAGGGUCCGAGUGCUGUAUUGCCACGAUAUCGCUACAUCCUAUCUAAACCGUUUGAGACGCUGCAAGAAGUGUUGAUGGAGCUGCGCGACCCCAAGAGCCUAAAGACAGCCCUUGACCGGCUUCUGGAUGCGGGUUUUCUUCUCGACGGCCACAGCAUGAACUAUGCCUGUCAGGUUCUUGCCCAGAUGGGCUUAUGGUUGGAUGCCUGCAGGCUGUGCGAGCGGUAUCUCAUGCCCAACUGGACGGGAUGGAGGAUUAACCGAAUCAGGAAGGGCCUUAAGGGGAACAUUCCCUUGGGAAAACGGCGCAAAGGCAGCGCGCCGCAAUGGUUGCGACCGACGUCAUACACCCUCAUCGUCCUUGCCAAGGAGUACAGCGAUCUCAAAGGGAUGAUAGCGUGGUCGUCUGCUGCUGCGGAGAAGGCUCGGAUUGUCCAGGAAGAGUGCCCUAUAGUUGUGAACGCUCUUAAGAGCUUGCCAUACACGGGUAUUGGCAUCGAGGUGGAUGCUUUUGGUCGGAAAUAG